AUGUCUGGCAUCUGGCCCGACGACAUUCAGUGCGUUGCCCUGAUAACCUUCGAUGUGGACGGGGUGUCGUCCUGGUUGCGCCGCAACGCCGACUUUGCCAAUUACCCCAGCCUGCUGUCCAUGGCCGAGUACGGUCCCAGCGUUGCCACGCCGCGCAUCCUGGAUAUGCUGGACGCGCAGGGCAUUAAGGCCAGUUUCUAUAUUCCCGGGCAGGUCGCCGAAACCCACCCCGAGCUGGUGCGUGACAUUGCCGACCGCCAGCAUGAAGUCGCGCACCACGGCUAUCUCCACGAACCGCCGGCCACCAUGACGCCGACCGAGGAGGAGGAGGUGCUCAUCAGGGGUAUCAGCAUCCUCGGUGAACUGACCGGUGAAGUGCCGGUUGGUUACCGCUCGCCGAGUUGGGAGCUUAGCCCGGUGUCGCUGGACCUGCUGGCGAAGCACAACUUCACCUAUGACAGCAGCCUGAUGGGGGAUGACGCGCCCUAUUUCGUCUCGGGCGGCGACCCACCGCGUCAGAUGGUAGAACUGCCCAUUCACUGGCUGCUUGAUGAUGCACCCCACUUCGUUUACGCGCCUUCGGCCAAUCGCAUGGGCCCCAUGCGCAAUCCCGAUGAGGUGUUCGAUAGCUGGGCCGCCGAGUUCCGCGGCAUCUAUCGCUACGGACGCUGCUUCAACCUGACCAUGCACCCCCAAUACAUCGGCCGACCCGGUCGCUUGCUGAUGCUCGAACGCCUCAUCGAGUACAUCAAAUCCUUCCCCAACGUAAAAUUCAUGCGCGCCAUCGACCUGGCCCAGAUGUGGGAGCAAAACUGA
Molecule: messenger RNA, 816 nt
Organism: Geodia barretti
Lineage: Eukaryota; Metazoa; Porifera; Demospongiae; Tetractinellida; Geodiidae
Source: the annotation of a GenBank genome assembly